AUGUAUACGGAUACGAAAAAUCUCGCACAUCAAUUGGCGGACAUGAGCCUCACUUCGGCGAAUACAACUUUAACCACCCCCACCGCCCCAACAGAGAAGUCCAAGCGCAAGCUUUGCAAAAUGUGGCGCCCACUAUUGCGGUUGAUGGCACGCAAGCGCAACAGCAGCCACAGCACAGCUAACAGCAGUUCGCAUGCCACCAGCCUACACCCAAACAACGUACACCUCAACAACACAAUCCCAACAAAAGCGCACGCCAACAGCGGCAGCGAAGACUGGCCUACGGUGCAUAUCGAGGACUACGCCAGCCUCAUGCGCAAAAUGAGUUUAAAGGAGCAGUGCAACCAUGGCGCAGGCGAGUUGGCCAGCACACGCGCUGUGCCCGAAUGGGAGCGCCCCUGUCAGGCAAGUGCUAAAUUCGCAACGACAGUGAUCAGCAGUGCAAGCAUUGAGAAGACGCCGGCUAGCACGUGCGCGCACUGUGUCUAUGGGCGUAAUUGUCAGCACGAGCAGUUUCAUCAUCACAUCUGUGACGCGGCCACACAAGCCACAAACACAACCGCAACAACGUCCACAUCAACAACAGCAGCAACCAGCACAGCAGGCGCACCUCAUUGGCCCACAAUGCCAGAGGGCACAGCGGUGCUGUCGCAGCAUGCGCUCACCGAACUGCCCAUACAGUAUAUGCACACCGAUGAUGGCACCUUCUUCUGGACGAAUGCACAGGAGAAAAUCGACGAUGACCUACUCACGGCGUGGUUGUGUCAGAGUUGGCGUCAGCUGCCUUUGCAGGCGGCGCUGCUGUGA
This is a messenger RNA of Bactrocera tryoni, 807 nucleotides long. It is a transcript of the gene E(spl)m2-BFM, whose product is annotated as enhancer of split M2 protein. The record is from RefSeq and is a predicted model, not a curated record. Bases 1 to 807 code for a protein of 268 amino acids. Gene Ontology annotation, biological process: Notch signaling pathway; sensory organ development. Lineage: Eukaryota; Metazoa; Arthropoda; Insecta; Diptera; Tephritidae. The transcript has a single exon.